AUUAAAACCAAUAUAAUUCCACGUUUUAUUUAAUAUAUUUUUAAAUUUUGUAAAAAUGCGUUUAGUUGUACUCUACGGUAGUCAAACAGGCACAGCACAAGAUUUAGCAGAACAAAUUUGGCGUGAAUCCAAAAGCUACGACUUCGCUGGACCGGUAUUACCUAUUGAUAAAUUUCCAAUCGAGCAAUUGAUCAAAGAAACCCUAAUUAUAUUUGUUGUAGCUACCACUGGAAAUGGCGAUGAGCCGGAUAACAUGAAAAAAACAUGGAAAUUCCUUUUGCGAAAAAGUUUACCUACAGAAUCUUUACAAGGUUUAACAUUUGCCUUACUAGGACUUGGUGAUUCUAGCUACGUCAAAUUUAACUUCGCCGCUAAAAAGUUAAAUAAACGCUUAUUACAAUUAGGAGCAAAAGCUUUAAUACCAAUUGGUUUGUGUGAUGAUCAACAUGAUCAUGGACCAAGUGCUGUUUCACUGCCGUGGAUAACAAAUUUGUGGAUGGAACUAGAAAAACUACAUUUUUUGAAACGAAAACAAAUUAACGAUCCUAUAUGCAAAUGGCAACUUAAAAUAUUAGAGAACCCUGCGGAAAUAAAUUUGGUCAAUGCAGAAAUACUUCGUUGGUCAAAUGAAGAGGAGUCACAAAUUUUUACACUAACAACUAAUCUUCGUACCACAAGUGAAGAUCAUUUCCAAGAUGUACGUCUACUUAGUUUUACAUACUCUAAGGAUGUGAAUUGGCAGCCAGGCGACGUUUUACAAUUGAGACCUUGCAACUCGGAUGCAAAUGUUAGCGCUUUUUUUGAGCUUAUAAAGGAACACAAUAUUAACUUUAAUGCGAACACCAUUAUAGAGCUUAAUACUAUUUAUGAAGAUAUGCCACUGCCAGAAAUUUAUGCACAACCUAUAAGUGUAGGUAUGUUAGCCAAGUAUGUAUGGGACUUAACUGCCAAACCAAGGCCACGUGCUUUUGAACUGCUCGCACUGAAUUGCGAGGAUGAAUUAGAAAAAGAAAAACUGGCAGAAUUCACUACUGCUGAAGGGCUUGAUAGUGUUAUUAGUUAUAUAAAUAGACCACGUCGCACCAUAUUAGAAGUUUUACAAGACUUUAGACAUGCUACCUCUAAACUUACACUGCCAAUAUUAUGUGAACUUUUUGGAACAAUACAAACACGAAGUUUUUCCAUAGCUUCCAUACCAGAAGAGAAGAAACUUGACAUAUUAGUAGCGAUUGUGGAAUAUAAAACUAUUUUAUCUACACCACGUUUAGGUUUAUGCUCAAAUUGGCUUAAAGCACUGGCAGUUGAUAGUAAAAUUGUAGGUACAAUAAAAUCGGGUACAAUGAGCCUACCAAAAAACAAGCAUACACCCAUUUUAAUGGUUGGCCCUGGUACGGGUAUUGCACCAUUCCGCAGUGUUAUACAAAGUCGCUUAAUUGCUCUAAAGGAAUACUCAACACUCGAUCCUAAGUUGGUUGUAUUUUUUGGUUGUCGAAAUAAAAGCAAAGAUUUUCAUUUUUCAACUGAAUUCGAAAAUUGGUUAACACGGAUGGUGAAAGUAUUUGUUGCGUUUUCACGUGACCAGGAAGAAAAAGUGUAUGUGCAACAUUUGAUUAAGCAGCAAAAAUCUUACCUCAAGGAGUUAAUAUUGAAUGAAGAAGCUAUUAUAUUAGUUGCGGGCUCAUCCAAUAAUAUGCCGAAGGCUGUGAAAGAAGCAUUUACUUUUGUUUUAGACGAAAAUUCAGAAUAUAUUGAACAAAUGAUCAAAAAUAGACGUUACCAGGAAGAGACUUGGUCAUAAGAAAUAAUGUUUUUUUUUUAUUAAAUU
Molecule: messenger RNA, 1825 nt
Organism: Teleopsis dalmanni
Lineage: Eukaryota; Metazoa; Arthropoda; Insecta; Diptera; Diopsidae
Product: NADPH-dependent diflavin oxidoreductase 1
Exons: 1
Coding region: 56-1798 (580 amino acids)
Cellular component (GO): cytosol
Molecular function (GO): flavin adenine dinucleotide binding; NADPH-hemoprotein reductase activity; FMN binding
Source: RefSeq, a predicted model, not a curated record